Fusarium keratoplasticum is the source of this 330-nucleotide messenger RNA. RefSeq lists its product as uncharacterized. The transcript has 5 exons. Bases 1 to 330 code for a protein of 109 amino acids. Gene Ontology annotation, cellular component: TIM23 mitochondrial import inner membrane translocase complex. Lineage: Eukaryota; Fungi; Ascomycota; Sordariomycetes; Hypocreales; Nectriaceae. Gene Ontology annotation, biological process: protein insertion into mitochondrial inner membrane; protein import into mitochondrial matrix. The record is from RefSeq and is a predicted model, not a curated record.
AUGCCUCCCGUUGCGCCCAUCAAUGCCGGUCAGCAUGGCCCCUCCAACAUGGAAAAGUUCAAGAUGGGUGCCAUGAUGGGUGGAACUGUUGGUGUUAUCAUGGGCUUUGUAUUCGGCACCGUCAACAUUUUCCGAUACGGAGCUGGCCCCAACGGAAUCAUGAGGACUCUGGGCCAGUAUAUGCUCGGAUCCGGUGCCACCUUUGGCUUCUUCAUGUCUAUCGGUAGCGUCAUCCGAUCCGAUGCCGACCCCAAACUGCACGAAAUGUACAUGCGAGCGCAGCGACGACCCAUAGUGAAUAUGGCCAACCCCGCUUGGAGGAAAUCAUGA